AUAUCAUAUAUCACUCCCAUCCCACAACACCGCAUCAUAAGACGGAGGGAGUGUUAAAACAUUUAUCCCUUCAAUUCUGCUAACCCUUUCGAACCUACAAGAGGAAUGGCAACUAAAUUACCCUUUAUUUAAUCUACGUUACCCUUGAUCAAUUUUCCCUUUAACAUAAACAUAAAUAACUAAAUAAAGCGAGUGGGUGGCUGGCGGUGGUGACUGGUGAUGACUCGGGACUCUGGGACCAAGCGACGUAAACACAGCCAGGCACACAAACUCAGCUGUGUUAGGAGUCACCACCCAACAACACGCCAGCCUCUAGUGAAUGAGUGGCUGGCUGCUCCUGGAUGUGUGGGGCCAGGGUAGUGUAGGAGAGGAGGCAGGGGAAAGGACGUGGGUGGCAGGGUACGGCGCCCCCAGCCAGCACAGGACAGCAGUAAAGGUUUGAGUCGUGAGAUGUGAAGUGGAGCUUGGUGUGGAGAGAAGGUGGAGAGAGCAGAGGAAGGAAGCAAGGAGGCAGGAACCAGCACAGCAGAGUUGGCUCAUUGCUGUGUAGGGAGUCAUCAUGGAGGCAGAGGAGCAGUGCAUGGAAGAAAUGACAACACAAACAUGCACAGAGAAUGAGGAAUAUAUCUGCAGUGAAAAUGAGAAGCAAGAAGUGGAGGCUGAGGGGCAGGACAAGGAAGAAAUGACACAGAGAUGCAUAAGGGAUAAGGAAUGUUUUGAUGCAGAGAGACAAGAAGAGAAGAGUAAAGAGCAGAACAAGGAAGUGACACAGAUAUACGUAAAGGAUAAGGAAUGUUUUGAUGAUCGAGAAAGGCAAGAAGAGGAGAGUACAGAGCAGGACAAGGAAGGAAUUAUACAAAUAUACAUGAAGAAUGAAGAAUGUUUUGAUGUAGAAAGACAAGAGGAGAGUACAGAGCAGGACAAGGAAGAAAUGACACAGAUAAAGAUGAAGAAUAAAGAAUGUUUUGAUGGAGAAAGACAAGAAGAGGAGAGUAAAGACCAGCGUAAGGAAGAAAUAACACAGAUAAAGAUGAAGAAUAAAGAAUGUUUUGACGAUGGAGAAGAAGAGAGUAAAGAACAGGACAAGGAAGAAAUGAUACAGACAUACAUGAAGGAUAAGGAAUGUUUUGACGGAGAAAGACAAGAAGAGGAGAGUAAAGAGCAGCAUGAGGAAGAAAUGCCACAGAUAUGCUUGAAGGAUAAGGAAUUUCUCAGUGAUGGAGAGAGACAAGAAGUGGAGAGCACAGAGCAGGACGAGGAAGAAGGAAUGAUGCAGACUUGUAUGGAGAAUGUGGAAUGUCUUAUCAGUGAGUGUGAAAAACAAGACAUGCAAAACUUUGAAGAUGGUGAGCCUUUACAGAACUCAGAUCUCACCCCAGUGGCUUCUGAGUCUCCUGAGAGUGUAGGUAGCAAGGAAAACACUAAUAACAGUAUUGAAUCUAUUAAUGAGGGUGUAAACUAUGGCAAAAACAUUAAUGGGGACUCCAUGAAUGAGGGUGAGAAGGAAGACAGUUUGGAGACAAGUGAAACGCUCGAAUUAAAAGCAGAAACAGGAAGGAGAAAGAGGAAGGAGAGUAAGGCAUUCCCGUGUGACAAGUGCGGCCGCAUAUCUCACUCCUCCGCCAACUUCAAGAAACACAUGAUGACCCACACAGGGGAGCGACCAUAUGUGUGCCACCUGUGCCACAAGACCUUCAGGCAGCGGCACCACCUGGCGGACCACUGGCGGGUGCACUCAGGGGAACGGCCCUUUAAAUGUGAAAUGUGCGACAGUCGGUUUAUUCAGAAGUCUUCCUUAAACAUGCAUAAAAAGCGUCAUUCAGGAGUGAAGGCGUUUUCAUGUAGUGAGUGUAGUUAUGCCACAUAUGAGAAGGUGCAUUUGAUGGCCCACAUGCGGACACACACCGGGGAGAAGCCAUACCAGUGUGAGGAGUGUGGCCAGGCCUUCUCCACAGCCACCAGACUCAAGUACCACCGCAUGAUUCACACUGGCGAGCGGAGGUACAAGUGUGGUGAGUGUGGCGUGCCAUUCCGGGAGAAGGUGACACUGCAGACACACAUGGCCGUCCACCUCAAGCUGGGGCCAUUUGAGUGUGAGGAGUGUGGCCAGGAGUUCCCCCGCCUGGCCAGUCUGUCGCUGCACCGCAAAGUUCACAACAACAAAGACAAUUACCUGUACGUGCAUGACAAGGAAGCCAACCAGUGCUUCAGAUCUGCCAUGGAGAAAGCCUCCCAUGAUAAGACGCCACAGGUUACCCAGCCAUCACAGCCAUCCGAGGAAACACUGAGGCAUGAGAGUGACUGGGAGGCAGAGUCAGGUGGCACAGACGCUCCCUCACCCCAUGGCACACCUGAGCAACCAGCAGUGAAGUAUGCAGAGCAAGGAACACCAGCCACCCCUCCCAGGCAUCCUCUGAGCCCAGCAUCUUGUAUAUCACCAGAAGCCAACAGUCCAUUGCUGAGUAAGAUUUCCUCUUCCCCAGAGACUGACUCACAGCACAGACUGAAGGAGAAUCUGGCGUCUAACCUGAAGUAUAGUUUUGAGGCGAGUGGCAGCGAUGUUGACCCAGCCCAGGUGAGAGAGGCGCUGGAGAAUGGCACUGUGCUGGAGACACAGGGUGACGACGGCAAGGGUUUCUUCAUUGUGUUGCCACCAGCACUGAAGAACAAGGACAUCAUGGUGCUGGCGGACUCCCACAGCCAUCCACAGCUAACAUUUCAGACUCCAUUCUUGAAGGACAGAGAUUCAGCCUUCGAGGGAAACCUGUCCCCGAACAUCCUGUCAGAGAAUGUCUUGGAGGGCCAUGGGGCGCUGUAUCCUGGGGUGGGGAUGGUGGAGGAGGUGCAUGAGUGUGACAUGGACUCUGUGGGCCUGGAGGAGGAGAUAUGCAGCGAGGUUGAAGGGGAAAUGAUACACCCAUGUGAGGCAGAGUCCAUUGAGUGCAUUUUCAACACAAACUGCCAGGAGGAAGUGUUGGAGCCCUUGGGUGGGUAUUCUGAGGCUGUUGAGGAGCACCUUUCACCUGACGGCACCUCACUUAUGCUGUGGAAGGACAACAGCACCAACCAGCUGGGCAACGUCACCUACAUCAUAGACGCUGGGAAGAAAGAACCCAUCAUCAUCCACACCCAAGAUGAAGGUUGUGUGCCUGACCUUACUGGCCUUGUGUCCUCAGCGAAGGGGAAGAGGCAGAGGGCCAAGGGAAGCCGGCAGGUCCUGAAAGAGAGGGAAGGCAGUAGUCUUGAGUUAGGAGAGUGUGUCAAGAUAAGGAUCAGCAGUAGGAAAGCCAGAAUCAAAAAGCAACGGUCCCAAAAGGUGUACACCUGUGAGCAUUGUGGAAAGCCUUGCAAGAGUUCAUCUAAUUACAUCGCCCACCUGCGGACACACUCAGGGGAGCGGCCUUACUUCUGUGCGCUGUGCUGGAUGGGUUUCAAACAGAUAUCCCACCUGCGGUCCCACAUCCGGGUGCACACAGGAGAGCGGCCCUACGUGUGCAACCUGUGCGACGCGGCCUUCACACAGUCCUCCAGGCUCAACUCCCACAAGAGGAACGUACACGCUGACGGACACACCCAAGUGAAGAAGAAAAAGGAAAAGGAGAAAUGCACGCCAGGAAGUAAGAUCAAGAAUUUUUUCUGCCAGCACUGCAACAAGACGUACAUCGGCGAGUGCCUCAAGGUGGAGCACAUGAAGACCCACCGCCACCUGCCGCAGUACGUGUGUGAAACGUGCAGCAUGCGGUUUAAAAACAAGACUUCCCUGCUGAGCCAUGCUGCCAAGCACUCUGACGGCCGGCAGGUGUGUGAGGUGUGUGGCGUAGAGGUGGCAAGCCUGCAGGACCUGGCCAGGCACACAGCCAUGGAGCACAACAGGAGUCUGGCCAGCGGCGACCCCGUUGACAUGUACAUCAACGUGAAGAUAGGAGAGGAAAGCGACUUCAUCGUCCUGAACCCAGCCGUGAAGGACAGUGUGGGUGGCGGGGUGGAGGUGCAGCUGAAGAGUGAGGGUGUGGCGGAGGCAGAUGCGGAGUCAGGCCUGUGUGAGGUGAAGCAGGAAGUGAUCCACCUGACUGACAUGGAUGGCACUGUCAAGAGUGAAGUGGAGGUGAUGUCAACACAGGUGAAGGUCAAGGAAGAGGAAGUGGCUGUGCAUGACAUCACUCACACAUCCCCACUCAAAGACAAACACCACAGUGAUCAGCAGCAGCAGCAGCAGCAAGAGGAGGAGGAGGAGGAAGAGGAAAGCUCCGGCCUGUUAACAGACUCAGCAAGGGAAGCCCCAGGAAGUGAUGAGGAUGAAGAGGACACGGCCAAGGAAAGGGAGAUGAAAGACAAACCAUUCAUCACGUAUAUAGAUGAGGUGGGCAAGAAGGUGUGGCUGUGCAAGGUGUGUGACCGAUCAUUUGGUCAGUCAUCUAAUCUGUACUGCCACCUGCGCAUGCACACCGGGGACAAGCCCUACCAUUGCAGUGUGUGUCCCCGCGCCUUCCGCCAGAUCUCCCACCUCAAGGAUCAUAUGCGGCGCCACACUGGGGCCAAACCACACCGCUGCAGCCGCUGUGGCAAGUGCUUCACCCAGCGGUCAGCUGUGCGGCGCCACAUCAGGGUGCUGCACAAUGGUGACGCUGUGGCCUUGAGGGAUCCGGAGAGCGGCCUCACCAAGGAGGUCAUUGAUACGCUGAGGGAGGAGUGUGGGCUGCUGUCUCAGGAUGUAGAGGAGGGGAAUGCUCUAGCCACCAGUACACACACACUCCUUCAGGAGGAGGACAACCAGAACAUAUCCUAUGCUUGUAAACUGUGUCAGAAGCAGUUCAGUCAAGCCUCUAGUCUUAAUGCACACACAAAAAGAUGCAGAAAAUCUUUAAAACUUGUUCCAGCAGAGGACACAUGCUGUGUUUGUGCGAAGAGCUUCUCCUCUGCCACCCAGCUGCUGAGUCACCAGGAGGCUUGCAGCUUGAUGCAGCAUGACCAUGACCUGAAAAAUAAGACUGAAACAACACCAAGGAGUGCUGAAAAGUGUGUAAGUGACCUCAAAAAGUCACAUUGCAAGAAUAAUGGAGAUACAGAAAGUAAAAAGAGUAGACACAAGCUGGUGAAAAGAGCAAGUGUUAAUAGUAACAAUCUUGUGACUCAGAAUCAGUUCAAAUGCAAGGAUUGUGGGGAAGUGUUGCAGGGCAUGGCAUCAUACAAGGCACACCUGCAGGCCCACAGUGAGGAGCUGCAGCAAGUGUGUGUGAUGUGCGGGGAGGCCUUCAAGCGAGCCUCCGCUCUGAGGUACCACCAGAGCAUGAAGCAUGGCAGGGAGGACAGGCGGUACAAAGACUUCUGCUCCACCAUGCAGGAAGGCAACACAGAGGAGGACAUUGUUAAGGUGAAGAUCGAGACAGAUUCUGAGGAGAGUUUGACCUUAACUGAGGAAGAUGAAAUGGAGGAAGGCAGUGACAGAGAACCAAAUACCAGAGUGAAGCCAAGGAAGAUAUUUUUGAUGCGUAAAUCAAAACGAGAUUUGAAAAGCACCACAAGAGACACCCUGAGAAGUGUAAGUGGCACAACUCGGAGGGAUAGUGAGAAUGAUAAGGAAGUCAAUGAAAACUCUACUGAUAAUUUAGAUAGCAAUAGCUAUGUGUGCAGUGCAUGUGGCAUGGCAUUCUCUCGCUCCUCCAAGCUGCGGCACCACACAGCCAUGUGGUGCAGGGGACGGCGCGGCACACGGCUCAAUGCCAAGAGGCGCCCACUUCAUGCCGAAAAGUCUCCGGUGAAAGUCAGUAAAGUGGACAGGACACCAGAGAACCACAGAAGUAAAGGCACUGCAGCUUCACCAGCUGCCUGUGCCACACCAGAGUCUGUGAGUGAACCUUUAGUGAGUGAGAGAGACAGUGACGUUCCUGCUGCCACUGCAAGAGUCAAGGAGAGAAGUGUGAAGCUGAGUAGUGAUGUGUUGCAUUGUGACACCUGUGAUACGUGUUUUCCAGACACAGAGGCGCGUAACAAGCACGUGUGUUCCCAAGCCAGUGAGAAACCCUUCAGGUGUGAACACUGCCUGCUGAGGUUCAGGCGCAAGGCUCACCUCUUCAACCAUUACAGAAGGCAUGCCAGGGAGGCCUUGUAGAGCCCUACUACUGCACACACACACACACACACACACACACACACACACACACACACACACACACACACACACACACACACACACCUUGUAUUGACACAGUUGAACUGAUAGUACAAAGCAUCAGUCUUGACUCAAUUGAGUGAUAGGAGCAAGAAAGUUUACACCUUUAAUUGUAUAUAAUGUUAGCAUUGAAUGUGAUUGGAUUGUAGAAGUAUUUAUAUUUUUUAUAGAAUGUUUAGUUAAUUUUUGGAGUUAACCAAUACAUGAUGUAAUGUGUGAAAAAAAUUAAGUUAUGAUCUUAGUGCUCAAAGAAAUACUUACAACAUUUUAUUUUCAUCAAGGAUAAGUAAAAAAAAGUGUAUACGGCUGGUCUAUUCUGGAAUAAGACACUUGAAUUACAUACAGGAGGUGUGAUCAAAAGUUCCUGGACGGCUUCCAGACUAAAGCAAGGAGGCAUGAGGGCACAGUGGGAGAGACGAGUGCCCUGUGUGUGUGUGUGUGUGUGUGUGUGUGUGUGUGUGUGUGUGUGUGUGUGUGUGUGUGUGUGUGUGUGUGUGACCAUCAGAGGUGUGUGUGUGUGUGUGUGUGUCCAGUGUGUGCAGAUAUACUGUGUCAUUUAGAACAGUUGAUGCAAUCCUCAUAUCCACCAGGAACAAGCACUGUGUUUCUGGCAAGGCUGUGUCCAUGUGCCCCAUUCUACCAUGACAACACACAAUUACUUCAAAGUGUUCGAACUGCACUCUCCAUUCACAUCAGCACAGUUAGCGUGGCCCCCUGUGGCCUCCUCUGCUUCCUCUAGACCAGUGUUUGCCUUCCUGACUCUUUGCAGGAAACCCAACACUGCUUACAGAAAGUAAGACACACACACACACACACACACACACACACACACACACACACACACACACACACACACACACACACACACACACACACACACACACACACACACACACAGCCUCCAGGAAGUGUUUAGUGUGUGGGGAAACAUGGGAAACAUUUGAGGAGUGUUCUGGUGCACAAAGCCACUAAUCCAAAGGAAAUGGUACAAAAAUUUAAAUCCAAAAGUUUAUUGUAUUUUAUAUAAUUUGAGUUUUUAAUCACAUCUCAGGAACUUAUAUCUCAAAAUAGAACAAUGUUUCCUUAAGUAGGCUACAUAAUGCAGAGGAUCUAAACAUACAUUACUAAGAGAAUGUGUUGCAUGUUCAGAAGAUCCUUGCUAUCACAACAUUACAACUGCCCUGACAGCACAAGGUGUUUGUUGGCUAUUUACUUUGACAAGAUGCUGUAUUGCGUGGAGCCAGGCGGUGUGUUCUGUUUUAGUGAUGUUGCAGACUUCACCUAAAUUGUCUUGUUACCAAUGUUCUCGCCACGCUGUCCAUCACCUUGUCUCUCCAGUAAGUUCCAAAGACAGCCAUGCGUUCAGGACUCUUCAGUAAUGCAGGCUAAGGUGAUCCAGAGGCUUUACUCCCUGCCCCAUGCCCUCCCCUGCCUUCUUCCAGUGCAGCCUCUUGAUCAUCUCACCCAUCAUUGACUACAGUUGUUAUGGUCAUUAUCAAGUUCCAGAAGGCAGCAAGCUACAGUAUUAUUAGUCUUUAUUUUUAUUAUUUUGUUUCUUUUUAUGCGUGUCAUGUGACUGAUUAACUGUGAUCUUGUGUGAAGGAAGACAAGCAAUAAAAUGUAAGUAACAAAUUGA
Messenger RNA from Portunus trituberculatus (swimming crab), 7805 nucleotides. RefSeq lists its product as uncharacterized. NCBI's taxonomy places the organism in Eukaryota, Metazoa, Arthropoda, Malacostraca, Decapoda, Portunidae. Gene Ontology annotation, molecular function: DNA-binding transcription factor activity; RNA polymerase II cis-regulatory region sequence-specific DNA binding. Gene Ontology annotation, biological process: regulation of transcription by RNA polymerase II. The record is from RefSeq and is a predicted model, not a curated record.